AUGCGCCACUUCAGCUUGAGCACCCUGCGCGGUUUGGGCGUCGGUAAAUCAAUCUUCGAAGAACAGAUCGGAACAGAGGCAGAGGAGUUGAUUAAAGCAAUGGCAGCCUUCAACGGCAAACCUUUCAACCCGAAGCCCCAUCUGGCCGGCGCAGUGUCCAACGUCAUCUGCUCCGUCACCUUCGGUCAGCGCUACCAGUACGAUGACCAAGACUUCCAACGACUCCUAGCCUUGGAGAGCAGCCUCGUCUUAAACUUGGGAAUAGGCGGGUUCUUCUUUUUUUUCGGCGAUGUGGGUGCUAGGCUACCCUUCCUGAGAUCCGAGCUCCAACGACUGGAAACCGAUCACAAUCAGAUCCUAGCAUUCAUAAAGAGUGUCAUCGAUUUGCACCGCUCCAAGUUUGACUCCUACAAUUUAAAUGACUUCGUCGACGCUUACCUAAUGGAAAUAAAACGAUGUGCUCCAAAAGGUGCCUCCUCCACUGAACACGAUGUGAGUGUUGACGAAUCUAGCAAUACACGAUUAAAUAACAAAAACUUACUUUACGUGGUGGACGAUCUGUUUUCCGCGGGCUCAGAGACCACGGUCACUACACUGGAGUGGUGUCUCCUUCACAUGGCCAUCUACCCGGAGGUUCAGCAGCGUGUCCAGGCCGAGAUUGACGCCGUGGUUGGUCGUAAUCGGCGGCCAAGGCUUGCCGACAAGCCUGGUCUGAAUCUCACCCGAGCCGUGAUCUGGGAGGUCCAACGCAUGGCCAGUAUUGUGCCCUUGGGUCUGCCGCACGUUGCCGCUGCUGACACGCAGCUGAAUGGCUUCCUAAUACCAAAAGGUACAUUUAUUGUGUCCAACUUGUGGAGGAUUUUUCGCGACCCCACCCUAUGGCCAGAACCAGAGAGCUUCAAGCCGGAACGAUUUUUGAAUGCCGAAGGCGAGGCCGUCAAACCAGAAGAGUUUAUUCCUUUUGGCGUCGGUCGCCGUAUCUGUCUGGGUCAGCACCUGGCCGAGAUGGAGCUUUUCGUCUUCUUCAGCUAUUUCAUGCACAAGUUCACCUUUAUGAAAUCCGCUGAUGCACCGCCACUGACUUUAGAAGGAAAGUCCAGCGUCACCUUCUCGCCUUUGCCGUUCGAGAUAUGUGCUGUCGAGCGCAAUUGACAUGACCGUGCAAGUACUUCUUCCCUGCCGGAUUCCACAGGUUGCAUCGGCAUGAUGUCUGGGAUAUCCUGUCCAUUAAGUAUUAAUUAACAUACAAAAGGGUCGUUAAUUGCGGCAUGUCCAAAGUUUAGGAAAACUGUGCUCUGCGCAGUGGCGUAAAUUUGUGACGGAGA
Messenger RNA from Acanthaster planci (crown-of-thorns starfish), 1325 nucleotides. RefSeq names its product cytochrome P450 2J4-like. Gene Ontology annotation, cellular component: cytoplasm; intracellular membrane-bounded organelle. Gene Ontology annotation, biological process: xenobiotic metabolic process. Gene Ontology annotation, molecular function: heme binding; steroid hydroxylase activity; oxidoreductase activity, acting on paired donors, with incorporation or reduction of molecular oxygen, reduced flavin or flavoprotein as one donor, and incorporation of one atom of oxygen. NCBI's taxonomy places the organism in Eukaryota, Metazoa, Echinodermata, Asteroidea, Valvatida, Acanthasteridae. The record is from RefSeq and is a predicted model, not a curated record.